CCUGUAUUAAAUGUAACUUAUAUAUAUGCAUAUAACGUAUUUCGUUUAAAUAUUCCCACAGAGAACUUCUGAACACAAACAACAUUAAAGAUAAACUUAAUAUAGCCAUGAAGCCGAGCACAUUUUCGUCAUAUUCAUUUUUUCUGUUUGUUGUGAUAGUGGAAAGUUACAAAAUCGCGAUCGCGCGGCCGUCCAGCAAUACGACCAGAGGUGACUUCACAAUCGACGAAUUAAUUAAUAAAGUUUAUACAAAAAAAGUGUCCGACGAUUUGUAUUUGGAUCCCAGCAAAGCAGGUACAAUUAUUGGAGACAUAGCAGUUUUAAAAUACAAAGAUGAAAACAACAAUAAACGUAUUACUAAAAGAGCGGUUACAGCAGUGGAGGCCAGAGUAUGGGAGUUUGGAAUCAUUCCAUACGAAAUUGACGACAAUUUGUUUGAUGGCACUUUCAUAGCAUUAAUAAAACAAGCAAUGCGCCACUGGGAAAGCUUCACUUGCAUUAGAUUUGUGGAAAGAAAUGCACAUGUUCAUGAUAAUUACAUAUUUAUUACUGAAAGGGAUUGCGGAUGUUGUUCUUUCGUCGGUAAAAAGGGAGAUGGUGUGCAAUCUGUGAGUCUAGCACCUCAUUGCAAGAAACUUGGUAUCAUUAUACACGAAUUGGGCCACGCUAUUGGAUUUUGGCAUGAACACACCAGACCAGAUAGAAACGAACACGUGCAAAUUAUCACUGAAAAUAUAUUUUUAGGUCACGAAAAUAACUUUAACAAGCUCCCAGAAUCCGAUGUAAGCUCAAUGGGACUUCCCUACGACUACGAGUCCAUUAUGCAUUACGCAAAUAAUGCGUUUGCAAAAGGAAAUUUUUUGGAUACGAUUGUUCCGAUAAAUUACAAAGGGGAGACACCGCCAAUCAUUGGUCAGAGAUUGCGACUGAGUGAUGGAGAUAUCAGACAAGCAAACAUACUCUACAAAUGCCCAGCUUGUGGAAAAACUUUCCAAGCAAACUCAGGGGAGUUUUCUCCAAUGGUAUACAUUAAUAAAAAACCGCCACCAGAAGGAAUAAUGUGCGAAUGGCGCAUUACAGCAACCUAUGGAGACAGAAUACUUUUAAACAUAACCGAUGUGGAUAUAAAAAAGAACGAAAAUUGCGACACAAACUAUAUUGAAAUACGUGAUGGUUACUGGCAUAAAUCGCCACUUAUAAGGAAGAUAUGCACUAACGGGGAUUUUAGAAAUAUUAUUGCAACGGAGUCUAACAGAAUGUGGAUAAGAUACGUUUCUAGGAAUCCUGAGGGAUUUAAAGGAUUUGCAGGAAAAUUUGAAGUCGUUUGUGGUGGGGAUCUUUUCAUCGACUCCCAGGGUAACCUAGAGUCUCCGAAUUAUCCCGAAGACUACCCAGCUAACAAAACCUGCAUUUGGCGGAUAAAAGUUCCAGAAACCUACCAAGUGGCCAUUAAAAUAAAAACCUUUGACAUCGAGAACCACGACGUCUGCAUGUACGACCGCCUGACUAUCCGAGACGGGUACACAGAGAACGACCCCUUAAUAAAAACGCUGUGCGGAUCUCGCACACCGACCGACAUCAUAUCGACAUCAAACACUUUAUAUGUAAGGUUUGAAACUGACGAAAGCAUCCAAAAAGGAGGAUUUUCCGCGACAAUUGUUAAGGAAAUUGACGAGUGCGCCAGCGAAAAUCACGGAUGUGAACACGAGUGCCUCAACUACGUCGGAUCGUAUCAGUGCAAGUGCAAAUUGGGUUUCGAAUACGAUGUAACAGAAAAAAGAUGCAAAGCCACUUGUGGAGGGCUGAUUCAAUCUGAAAACGGCACACUAACUUCUCCCUUCUUCCCUGAACUGUAUCCUGCCAACAAGUCGUGUUUAUGGGAAAUUAGAGCUCAAGUGAACCACACGAUUUUCUUAAAUUUUACACAUUUCGACAUCGAAGGAAAUCACGUAGAUUUUCAGGAAUGCGAAUACGACCGUUUGGAAAUAACGAGUUCGCUGGCAAAUAACACGAAAAAAAAACACGGGGUGUUCUGUGGAAGCAAGUCGCCGGGCGUUAUAGUUUCUGAGGAAAACGUUUUAAGAGUUAGGUUCAAGUCGGAUAAUAAUAUACAAAAGAGUGGAUUUGCAGCUGUUUUUUAUGUGAAUUUUAAUAAAUGUUCAGUGAACAAUGGGGGCUGUCAACAUAACUGCAUCCAAACUUUUAUAUCCAGUAACUGCACCUGUAGGGUAGGUUACCGCCUGCACGAAAACGGAAAGGAUUGCAAAGAAGACCUAUGUACACAUGAAAUAAAUAGUCAUACAGGUAAAUUUCAAAGUCCAAACUAUCCAAACCACUAUCCUGGCAGACAAAAAUGCUUUUGGCAUUUUCAAACCAAACCGGGGCAUAGGGUAAGGCUUAUGUUUGGUGCAUUUUAUGUAGAACCUAACCCGCAAUGCGCCUAUGAUUAUGUUGAAUUUUUUGACGGUGGAAAGGUUGGACACAACACUUUGGGUAUAUAUUGUGGACUUAGAGAUCCACCCAUGAUCACUUCUUCAGAAAAUGAGUUGUCGAUGAUAUUUAUAUCGGAUAGAUCUUUCCAAGGAAGGGGAUUUUGGGGAACGCACGGGACUCUAUGUGGUGGAUACUUGCAGUCCACAAUGGAUACAAAAAAUAUCUAUUCACACGUUAAAUACGGGGUUAAGGACUACGGUAGAAAUAUUGCUUGCGAAUGGAAGAUAAUUGCACUAAAAGGUUAUUCAACUGAAAUAGCAUUUAUUGACUUUGGCUUGGAGGAACAACAGUCCACUUGUGAUUUUGAUUACGUGGAAAUUUAUGAUGAUUCUGAGUUAAAUCCACUUUAUAAGAAAUUUUGCGGAAAGAAGAUUCCACAAAAAUUCAUAUCAUAUGGAGAUGAAUUAACGGUAAGAUUUCAAUCUGAUCUGUCAACUGGAGGUAAAGGAUUUCAUAUGGUGUAUAAAGGAGUAGAAGUCAAUGAAAAGGAUUAUGCAGAAUAAUUUAUAAUUCUAAAAUCCAUAUUUCAUCACAAAAUACAUAAAAAGUAAUUGUAUAUUUUUGUUAAGUUUUAUUUAAUUUUUUAGCCUAAUAGAUUUUAUUUAGAAAAAACCUUUUUUAUUU
Molecule: messenger RNA, 3117 nt
Organism: Brassicogethes aeneus
Lineage: Eukaryota; Metazoa; Arthropoda; Insecta; Coleoptera; Nitidulidae
Source: the annotation of a GenBank genome assembly